AUGGAGCCGACCGCAUUCCGCAGCGCCGCGACGGACGUGCAGUCCUUAACAAAAAUCUUUCUGGGGCUGCCGCGUGCAGGGCACCGACGCGACGGUGACGACGACGUCGGCAGCGUCCUGCUCCGCUAUCCCGACGGGCGGCGCGCCUCGCCGCCAAGCGAACAACGACACCAACUUUGGGAUGCGAAGCCGCCGUCCAACACGAUAUACGUCAUUUGGAUCAAGGAGGAUAAGCGGCGCGAAUCGGAGUGGUAUCAGGGAGCGGUUCGGAGCAGAGGACGAAGCAGGCAAGGCGGCAUGGAAAAGCUCAUUCGGUCAGCCAAUGGCUUUCACUGUGAACCAUCAAGUCCUGGUUGCUCUGUUCAAAUUGUGAAUUUGGACUAUAAUGUUGCAGUUGCCGAACUUAAGUGUCUGGACGAGAAUCUCAGAGCUGUCAUCGUGGUUGCGGCGGGAAGACAGGACGUCGACUACCCUAAAGACACGAUUGAGCACUAUCCUGGCAAUUUUAAAAUCUACAGCGACCUGGACAACAUGAUUGUGGAUCUCGCCAGGCUCCUAACGCGGGACGGCGAGACCUUGGGCAACGCGACUGUGUUGUGCAUGCCAAGGGCGCCCACCACCACUACCACUACCACACGGCCGCCGCUGUUCAGCGAUGCGCCGACGCCGACCCCGACCCCGACGCCUACUUUCACCACGGACUGCGUUCUGACGACCACCAGCGUGUGCUUUGACGGCGGCGGCAUCCGGAGUGACUGA
Messenger RNA from Pyricularia grisea, 759 nucleotides. RefSeq lists its product as uncharacterized. NCBI's taxonomy places the organism in Eukaryota, Fungi, Ascomycota, Sordariomycetes, Magnaporthales, Pyriculariaceae. The transcript has 3 exons. The coding region runs from base 1 to 759 and encodes 252 amino acids. The record is from RefSeq and is a predicted model, not a curated record.